Morus notabilis is the source of this 1160-nucleotide messenger RNA. RefSeq names its product protein Iojap, chloroplastic. The transcript is spliced from 5 exons. Bases 39 to 767 code for a protein of 242 amino acids. Gene Ontology annotation, molecular function: ribosomal large subunit binding. The record is from RefSeq and is a predicted model, not a curated record. Gene Ontology annotation, biological process: negative regulation of ribosome biogenesis; negative regulation of translation. Lineage: Eukaryota; Viridiplantae; Streptophyta; Magnoliopsida; Rosales; Moraceae.
AUAUCCAUCUCAUCACAGUAGCCAGUAGCCAACAAACAAUGGCAGUGUCCCUUACAUCGUCUCUCGCCGGCGCCGGGGACGUCCGACAUCUAUGUCGUGUCGAAGCGCCGACUCCGAGGUUGACUCAAACUCAAACUCAAACGAAGCUUCCUCCUUUCCGUUUGUCGCAUUGCAAGUGCUUAUGGAAAACGCCUCAAAUCGAGACCUUGACUUUCAACUCCACCAGAAGAGUUUCCACCUCGGUUUCUGCUAAAGGAAAAGAAGCCGAAGAAAAUAGUUUCCUUCAGAAUGUUAGUGAAGAUACCGAUGAAAUGUUCGACAAAUUGUUUGACAGAUAUGGAAAAGUGGUGUUUAGAAGCAAUGAUAAAAAGCCUCCAAGUGCCGAGGUUGAUGAUGACGCUAAAAGUUUAUCAUUUGCCGUGGCUUUGGCCAAGGUUGCAAGUGAGGUGAAAGCAGGAGACAUAAAGGUCCUUUUUGUGAAGCCUCUUGUGUAUUGGACUCAAUUUUUCAUUAUCGCCACGGCUUUUUCUCGCCCUCAAAUUGAUGCAAUUGGGUCCAAGAUGAGAGAUAUGGCUGAGAAACAGUAUGGGAAAGUGCCUUCUGGUGACAGAGAACCCAACUCUUGGACCCUGUUGGAUUUUGGUGACGUAGUUGUCCAUAUAUUUCUUCCUGAACGGCGAGCAUUUUACAACUUAGAAGAGUUCUAUGGCAAUGCUACUCUCAUUGAGUUGCCUUUUGAAAACCAGCCACCGCCCUUUCAAGGCUGAGAAAGACUUCGAGUUUGCCUGAAGAAGAAAUAGAUGCUGAUGGUCUGGAUACAGCCAUUUGAUGACAUGUGAGGCAUUUAAGCUUUGCAAGCUUCGGUUCUGUAAUGGCCCUUUAAAUUACUCCUGCGGCUCUUUUAGUGCUUGCUUUGGAGAAUCAAUCAGUGGACUAACCAGUAUGUUUUUCUGAGACUUUCUCUGCGCAACUGAGGUGCUUUUUUGGGUAUUUUAAUCAGCCGCACGUGGAGCAGUAGUCUGGUGUAAGCAUAUUUUAUCAUUAUGGUUGCCCAAUUGAAUCAGGGGACUAUAGGCUUAUAGAUGUAAUAACGAUGGACCAUUAUUUUUGUUGUUGCGACGUUAGUUAUUUACUGUUCAAUUAAGCUGCAUUUCAUCUUA